Messenger RNA from Telopea speciosissima, 1473 nucleotides. RefSeq lists its product as uncharacterized. The coding region runs from base 1 to 1473 and encodes 490 amino acids. The transcript is spliced from 2 exons. The record is from RefSeq and is a predicted model, not a curated record. NCBI's taxonomy places the organism in Eukaryota, Viridiplantae, Streptophyta, Magnoliopsida, Proteales, Proteaceae. Gene Ontology annotation, molecular function: RNA-DNA hybrid ribonuclease activity; nucleic acid binding.
AUGGAAGUCUAUGUAGACGACAUGCUGGUAAAAAGCUUAAAGGCAGAACACCAUAUUGAUGACCUAGAUGAGGCAUUUCAAGCCUUACAAAAAAGCAAGAUGAAGUUGAACCCAGCAAAGUACGCUUUCGGCGUCACCUUGGUAAAAUUCCUUGGUUUUAUGGUCUCCAAAAGGGGGAUAGAGGCUAACCCCGCAAAGAUCAAAGCCAUACUGGAAAUGCGUCCCCCCGAUAGAGUCAAAGAAUUGCAGGAGUUGACUGGGAGAGUAGUCGCGCUAGGGAGAUUCAUCUCGGCCUCAGAAACCAGAUACAACAAUGUGGAGACGUAUGCCUAUGCACUGAUAACGGCAACUCAGAAAUUAAAACCUUACUUUCAAGCCUACACCAUAGAAGUGGUCACAAAUCAUCCUCUGAAGAAGAUACUAGCUAAAAAUGACCACUCAGGGAGGCUAGUGGAAUGGUUGUUAAAGCUAGCGGAGUUUGACAUCCAGUACAAGCUCCGCACAACCAUUAAGGCCCAAGCCCUAGCGAAUUUUAUCAUUGAAUACACCCUACCCGAAGAAGAGAUAACCCCAGAUGCUGAGACUAGUGAGGUAACAGAGACUUGGACCCUGUUCGUGGAUGGUUCAUCCAAUGCAAGCAGGUGUGGCGCAGGCCUGAUACUGUCAAGUCCAGGAGGAUUCUCAGUGCACUACGCGCUAAGGUUUGAAUUCCAAACCACCAACAACGGAGUAGAAUAUGAAGCCCUAAUUGAAGGUCUGAAUUUAGCCAAGAGUUUGAUAGUAAAAAAUAUUAUUGUCCACAGUGACUCCCAGUUGGUAGUCAAUCAAGUCAAGGGGGAGUAUGAGGCAAGGGAACCGCGCAUGGCACAAUACCUGAGCAAAGUGCGUAAUCUAAUUACUGAGUUCACCAGCUUCCAAAUACUACAAGUACCCCGGGCACAGAAUGCCUCAGCUGACGCACUUUCUAGGCUGGCCACCUCAGAAUUUCAAAAUCUCAGUAGAACCAUGUACGUAGAUGUGAUCGGUAAACCGAGUAUAGAAGAAGCAGAGGACAUACUGCCCAUUGAAAUGGAACCUUACUGGAUGGACCCUUUGAUAGCCUAUCUCCAAAGGGGCUCAUUGCCUACAGACAAGGAAGAAGCAAAGAAGAUAAGAAUGAGAGUAGCAUGGUACACAAUAAUAGGAGGAAUAAUUUAUAAGAAGGCAUAUGUCAUGCCCUAUUUGAAGUGUCUCCGGCCAUCUGAAGCAGAAUAUGUAAUACGGCAGAUACAUCCAGGCAUUUGCGGACAACACUUAGGGGGCAUAGCACUUGCCCACAAAGUCAUCAGACAAGGAUAUUUCUUGCCAUAUUUGCGCAUGGAAGCAAUGAGUUUUGUCCGCAAAUGCCUUAAGUGCCAGACGUUUACGCCAAUCCCACGUCAACCAACCACGGAGCUCACUUCAAUUUCCAGCCCAUUACCUUUUGUGCAAUAG